Molecule: messenger RNA, 1098 nt
Organism: Cajanus cajan (pigeon pea)
Lineage: Eukaryota; Viridiplantae; Streptophyta; Magnoliopsida; Fabales; Fabaceae
Source: RefSeq, a predicted model, not a curated record
AAGGACACAUGAUUUGAUGUCCCAUUGGAGUGAAACUCCCAUUGCAUUCCAAAGAGAUUAAUGGCAUCACAAAAUAAACAAAGCACCAUCACAAACGGAGUGGUGAUCACAGUCUACGUAGAAUCAUCAAGAACUCGUUCAAUUAAACCAUUAGAGGAUUCCACAAAGAAAACUAAGCCACACCCACGUUUCAGAAGGCCACAAACUACUACAGGAACACAAGGUUAUGAUCGUAGGGCACAGCUUCUUGCUUACUCUAGACAACUCAGAGAAAAUGCAAUAAGGUCCCAAAAAAAUUAUCAAGUUCAAUUGCCCCGUAAUCACUCACGACCUAGAAGCAAGAACCGGUUAUUGUUGGCUGAACCGAUUCGAAUGUGUUCGCCUUCAACCCAAAUGGCACCAACCUCAAAUGAAUGUGUGGAACACAAAGGGGGCGAAGAGAUAAAGGGGUCCAAGAAGAAUAAGGGGAGUGCAAAUAAACGUUACCCGGUUUUGAGGAAACUGAAGAAUAUGUUGAAAACAUUGUCAUGCAAAGAAAUCGAGUUGUAAAGAAGAUUAAAAUCAGGGGGCAGUCGAUAGUUUCAACUCAUUGAAUAUUGAUGCCCCUCUUUUUCAUCGUCUUGAAACUCGUCAUUUCGUUUUCAUGUUUGAUUAUGGUCUCUUUGCUCCUAGUGCCAGUCCUUUUACUUGAAAUUUUAAGCAUAAUACUGUUGAGCACAGAUAUUAAAGGGGGAAAAAAGUGUAGAAGGAAAGAUUGUAUUUUCGGUUCUGCCAUGGAUAUUCCUAACUUAUUGGGGCCAUACAAGGGGAUGAAAGGGAAGGUUAUACGCGUUAAUGGAUUAGUUAGAAGAGUGGUUACUAAAUCCAUUAUUUUUUCAAACAGUUGGACAAAUCGAUUCUAUUGUCAUUAAUCUCAUGGUAGUUCUUAAUCCAAGAUUUGGAAGGUUGCAAAAAUGGGAGAAAAAACGCCCAUCCAUGUAUUUUUCUUUCAGUAAUGUAGUAGAAGGGAGAGGUACCCAAUACUAGCCAACAGUGUCAAUAACAUGAUGGAACUACAAGGUGAAACUCAUUAAGAGAAUUAUGGCACAAGUUUAAACC